AUGUCGGGCUCGAUGUUCUUACGAGCGGGUAGAUCUGCUCUAAAUAUUUUACGUCCAAAACCUUUUGGACUGCAUCAUACAUCUUUAACGAAAUUACGUGCCUCUGGUGCUAUUCCCUCUCUCAAUGCUGUUCGUACCAAAGUCUCAGCUGUCAACUCGCCAUAUCCACAAACAAGUCAGUCAAACGAUGUUUUCCUUCAAGGAAGUACCGCAGGCUACGUUGACGAAAUGUAUCAAGCUUGGUUGAAAGAUCCGAAUUCGGUGCAUUUAUCGUGGCAAGUGUAUUUUCGAAAUAUGCAAGCUGGUGUAAAUCCACUAGAAGCUUUUCAACCACCACCUACUCUAGUUCACAUUACCACUGGUAUUGGGGCGGGAUUAACUCCCAGCUCACAGACAUUUAAUGUCACAGAUCAUAUGAAAGUGCAGCUAAUAGUCAGAGCUUAUCAAGUGCGUGGACAUCAAAUUGCUCAACUGGAUCCUCUUGGAAUUAUGCAUGCUGAUCUCGAUCCUUCCAUACCUUCCGAGCUUGAUCCUUCAUAUUAUGGUUUUACCGAACGAGAUCUCGAUAGAGUAUUCACAUUGGGUCCGGGUAUCUUGCCUGGUUUUAUGGAAUCAACCCCCAAAAUGACUCUUCGAGAAAUCGUUGAGCAUUGCAAAAAAACUUACUGCAAAACAAUCGGUAUAGAAUAUAUUCAUAUUGUGGAUCGCGUGCAAUGCGAUUGGAUUCGUUCGAGAAUGGAAAUUGAAAAACCGUUUGAUUAUUCGAAAGAAGAAAAACACAUGAUUCUUGAUCGUCUAAUUUGGAGUGAUUCAUUCGAGCGCUUCGUUGCAACAAAAUAUCCAAAUGAGAAAAGAUUUGGUCUCGAAGGAUGUGAAAGUUUAAUUCCCGGUAUGAAAGCUUUGGUAAGCCAUAUGAAAUAA
Messenger RNA from Ambispora gerdemannii, 921 nucleotides. Lineage: Eukaryota; Fungi; Glomeromycota; Glomeromycetes; Archaeosporales; Ambisporaceae. The record is from the annotation of a GenBank genome assembly.